GUGCGCAGAAGGCUUCCUGGCUCGGCGGCGGCUAGGGCCCGCGCAGAGUGAGUGGCCCUGCGGGUGGGGCUGUCGGCGGCGCUGGUGAGGGAACGCGGAGCCGUCGCCGCAGCCUCCGCCGCCGAGAAGCCCUUGUUCCCACUGCCGGGAAGGAGAGUGUGGUGCCGACAAGAUGGCGGACGGGGAGCUGAACGUGGACAGCCUCAUCACCCGCCUGCUGGAGGUACGAGGAUGUCGUCCAGGAAAAAUUGUGCAGAUGACUGAAGCAGAAGUUCGGGGCUUAUGUAUCAAGUCUCGUGAGAUCUUUCUCAGCCAGCCUAUUCUUUUGGAAUUAGAGGCACCACUGAAAAUUUGUGGUAAGCGAAGAUUUAAUAUUAAAUUGUGGAAGACCUUCACUGAUUGUUUUAACUGUCUGCCUAUAGCUGCCAUUGUGGAUGAGAAGAUCUUCUGUUGUCAUGGAGGACUGUCACCAGACCUACAAUCUAUGGAACAGAUUCGGAGAAUUAUGAGACCCACUGAUGUGCCUGAUACAGGUUUGCUUUGUGAUUUGCUGUGGUCUGACCCAGAUAAAGAUGUGCAAGGUUGGGGAGAAAAUGAUCGUGGUGUUUCCUUUACUUUUGGAGCUGAUGUAGUCAGUAAAUUUCUGAAUCGUCAUGACUUAGACUUGAUUUGUCGAGCUCAUCAGGUAGUGGAAGAUGGAUAUGAAUUUUUUGCAAAACGACAGUUGGUAACCCUAUUUUCAGCUCCAAAUUACUGUGGCGAAUUUGAUAAUGCUGGUGGGAUGAUGAGUGUGGAUGAAACUCUGAUGUGUUCAUUUCAGAUACUGAAACCAUCUGAAAAGAAAGCUAAGUACCAGUAUGGUGGACUGAAUUCUGGACGCCCUGUCACUCCACCUCGAACAGCUAAUCCACCGAAGAAAAGGUGAAGAAAGGAAUCCUAUAAAGAAACCAUCAGAUUUGUUAAGGACAUACUUCAUAAUAUAUAAGUGUGCACUGUAAAACCAUCCAGCCAUUUGACACCCUUUAUGAUGUCACACCUUUAACUUAAGGAGACGGGUAAAGGAUCUUAAAUUUUUUUCUAAUAGAAAGAUGUGCUACACUGUAUUGUAAUAAGCAUACUGUUAUAAUACUCAAUAAAAUUAAAUCCAAAUUCAAAAUUAUCCAUUAAAGUUUCACCUUCACAUAGCAAAAUUUUUAAAGUUGAAAAGCAUCCCAGUUAAACUAGAUGUGAUAGUUAAACCAGAUGAAAGCAUGAUGAUCCAUUUGUGUAAUGUGGUUUUAGUGUUGCUUGGUUGUUUAAUUAUUUUGAGCUUAUUUUGUUCUGUUUGUUUCUGCUAGAAUAAUGGCAACUACUUUAAUUUUUUUCCCCUAACCAUUUUUAAAAAUGAAAUACGAGAAGAGCUUUAAAUGUAUUCACUUCAUCAACUGUUACUUUUCUUUGCUUAUCUACUUACAUACCUUUUUGAUGUUAAUAAGACAACUUACACCUCAUUAUAGGAAAAAGGAGUUCUCAAGAUUGAUAAUUCUUAAAAAAAAAUGUGCAGACAGUCCAAUCUAGUGAUUUUAAUCAGUUUGACUGGGUGAACUUUACAGCUAAUAGUGAAUAUUUUGCUUUUUACAAAAAUUGUCACUGAUUUGGAUUUGUGCACUCUAAUUUUUAACUUAUUGAUGCUGUAUUGUGCAGUAGCAUUUCAUUUAACUUAAAGAUAAUGCUCAUAUAGUAUUACCCAACUAGUUGGUAAUGUGAUUAUGUGGUACCUUGGCUUUAGGUUUUAAUUCGCACGAAACACCUUUUGGCAUGCUUAACUUUCUGAUAACACCUUCACCUGCAUCAAUUCUGUUUUUUGGGGGUUUUGUUGUUUUGAUUGCUUUCAGAUCCACAAAACAUGAGAAUCCUUUUUUGACAAGCCUUGGAAAGCUGACACUAUCUUUUUUUCUUCCCUCUAUACGAAGGAUAUAUUUAAUGAAUUCUGAUCAGUGAGAUAGUUUGUCAACCAUGGGUAUUGGGUGCUUCGCUAUCUAAUAUUGCCAUGUGAAUGUUGUGUACAGUUGUAAGGCUGUGUCACUAAAGAUUUUUAUUCUGAUUUUUCAUUAUCAAAGGUCAUAUGAUAAUGUAUAAAUACGCUUUGUAGUGAAUUAUAGUAGCAAUAAUUUCUGUACAUGAUCAAGCGUUUGUUGCAUUUUUUUUUUCUGUUCUUUUUCUUUCUCCCCCCUCCUUUCUCUGUCCCCUACCCCUUCCACUUCCGCUCCCCCUCCCCCCAAGGUUAGCGUUAAGGAAUGGCAAGUAGUAGAACAGUCAACAAUGAUUUUAGGAGAACUUCUAGAACACAGAUUUGCAAUUCUUAGAUGUGACACUGUUGGAUGGGAUUCUAAAAUAUUUUAUUGAGCAUUGUCAAAUUUGUAAGCUUCAUAGGAAUGGACAUCGUAUUUAUAAACCCCUUCUGUGUGCUACCAUAGAUGUGAAAUUCUUGACCUUAAUAUUAUCUUUGAAAAUGAUAAUUUGAGAAUUCUGUAACUUACACUUUAUGGAUUGGCACAUUGUAUUACUGCAAGAAAUACUUGAUUUUAGCACAGUGCAAAAGUUCUUUAAAAUGCCUAUGUCUUUUUUUCUAAUUUCAUUUUGGUUUAAAGCACAUUUUAAAUGUAGUUUUCUCAUUUAGUAAAAGUUGUCUAAU
Messenger RNA from Octodon degus (degu), 2674 nucleotides. It is a transcript of the gene Ppp1cb, whose product is annotated as protein phosphatase 1 catalytic subunit beta. Lineage: Eukaryota; Metazoa; Chordata; Mammalia; Rodentia; Octodontidae. Gene Ontology annotation, cellular component: cytoplasm; nucleus. The transcript has 8 exons. The record is from RefSeq and is a predicted model, not a curated record. Bases 173 to 925 code for a protein of 250 amino acids. Gene Ontology annotation, biological process: regulation of circadian rhythm; circadian regulation of gene expression. Gene Ontology annotation, molecular function: protein serine/threonine phosphatase activity.